AUGGGCUUUGUAUCAGGAUUUACGGGUGGGGUGACGCUCACAUUGGGGAUCGCCUAUUUGGCCGUGCAAGCCCACCAGCGUAACCGUCAAACACAAGGCGAUCUUCUGCGCGCCCAAACCCACCUACUAAAUACGACGACCGCACCCUCCGAUGCGCGCCAGCCCGAGAUCCUCCCCCGGUCGUCCAGGCCUCCGCGGGCGGUCCUCCCGCGGACCGAUUUCAUCGAAACAGCCAAGGACCGGUGGAACCAUGAGGUCUUGAGGCUCGCACAGCUGGUGCAGAGCCGCGACGCAAGCGAAGCGGUGGAAGAGGUGGAGGACGCCGUCGUGCGCGGACUGGCCAAGGCUGGUGCUGCGGCAGGCACCGCUGCAGGCUCUGUGGUCGACCACGGCGUCCCUGUCGCGGCUGAGUCGACCAAGGGUGCCGUGGCCUCGUUGGUCGACAAGGCCAAGGCCGCUGUCGGUCGGGCUCAGGACAAGCUCUCCGGUGCUACCACGAGGGGCUCCGAGGUCGUCGCGGCUGAGGCCCCCCUCUCUGCCGUUGAGCGUGCGUUGCAGCAGCGUUUCGAGAGCCGGGAGAGCAUCUUGGAACAGAGCGUUGAGGAGGCGCUCAAUGAGAGAUAUAAGCCCCUGGAGGAACAGAACCAUAAUGUUCUGCGUGCGUUAUAA
Messenger RNA from Pyricularia pennisetigena, 669 nucleotides. RefSeq lists its product as uncharacterized. The transcript has 2 exons. The record is from RefSeq and is a predicted model, not a curated record. The coding region runs from base 1 to 669 and encodes 222 amino acids. Gene Ontology annotation, cellular component: mitochondrial crista junction; MICOS complex. NCBI's taxonomy places the organism in Eukaryota, Fungi, Ascomycota, Sordariomycetes, Magnaporthales, Pyriculariaceae. Gene Ontology annotation, biological process: cristae formation.